Rosa chinensis is the source of this 1501-nucleotide messenger RNA. RefSeq lists its product as uncharacterized. NCBI's taxonomy places the organism in Eukaryota, Viridiplantae, Streptophyta, Magnoliopsida, Rosales, Rosaceae. Bases 80 to 1501 code for a protein of 473 amino acids. Gene Ontology annotation, molecular function: protein binding. The transcript has 2 exons. The record is from RefSeq and is a predicted model, not a curated record.
CAGAACUCUCUAUAAACAAAAAACUCGAUCGAUCUUUCUUUCUUCCGGAACUUCUUGUUAGUCUUCUUCUCAAGCUGAGAUGAUGGAUCGAUGCACCAAUAUCGAUGAACAGGAAAACCAAAAACAGAUAGAUCUGUCGGCCGUCAACACUCACAUGUCUGACUUACCCGAUCUUGUUAUUGACAAAAUCCUUGGACUCAUUCCUACUAAAGCUGCGUUCCAGGUGAGCUUUCUUUGCAAGCAACGGCAAGAUGUAGUCUCCUCAUUCCCUGUACUCAAUUUCAACGAGGAUGAUGAUUUUGACCGCCACAACCUUAAUCGCUACCGUCACUACAAACAUCAACACAAAAGGUUCAUCAAUUUCUUGAAGGGCUAUUUAGAUUAUCGUAAAAAGAAGGACCAGCAGAAAGAGCUCCUGAAUAAAUUAAGUCUUCACAUGAGGAUGUUUUCGCGUCGAGAUUCAUCUACCAUAACCGAGUGGUUGAAAUAUGCAUGUGAGAGAGGCCUCAAAGAGUUGGAUAUCAGUCCUAAAAUGAGUGUUGACCCAACGAGUUGGAUUGUCGGUGAGCGCCCGCCGGAAAGUCUCUACCUCUUCUACAUCUUGCCUUGGGUGGCGAUUGCUAGUGCAAAAUCAUCCUUAACUUGUCUAAAGUUGGAGUGUGUGAGAGUUCCGCAUCUGCUGCAUGUGAGAGUUCCGCACGCUUAUGAGCGACUUUUUCCGUCCUUGAAAACUCUGUCCCUGAAAACUUCACGGGUUGUUGAUCUCGAUUCUCUUCUAUUUGAGUGCCCAUCCAUGGAGUCCCUGUCAUUAACUCAAUGUUCUAUUGGAAACUCCGAGUUUUAUGUUCAAUGCUCAAGUCUUAAGUCCUUGGAAAUUAAGUAUUGCCGUCUUCAUGUUAUUCAAGUUGAUCAAGCCUUCAAUCUUGAAUCUUUUACAUUUCUCUCACCGCCGACAUAUUCAAGAUGUGAAAAGAUGAUCUUGAAGAAUGCCUUCAACUUGAAACAUAUCAACAUUUGUGUUGAUUACGUCCGGGAAUUUUUUUUAUUGGGAAGCCAUCGUGCACUAGAGGCCACAAUUGACCGAUAUGUCCAUUUGUUCGAGUUCUUUGAUGGUUAUUUGAAUGCCAACGUUUCUGUUAAAGCCUAUGAGGCCACAAUUUUAGUUGGGGAACUUUUGGACCAAGAAUGGUUCUCGUCAUAUUCGACACAUUUUCCGAAGCUGAUGACCUUUCUUAGAAAAUUUAGAAGCUGCUCGAAAAUAAACCUCUACGUUCAGGCUCUCAUCAUUCCAAAGAAUUAUAGAAAGAUGACCUCCGUUCCACCAUUGCCGGAAACUUUCACUUUGCAGGCAUGGAUGUCGAAUCCACCACUAGUGGGAAGUAUAGUCUAUUUGGAAAUGGAGGACUCCUUGCAAUGGAUUGCACCACUGGCACAGAUAUUGAUCAUGCCGGUGGACGUUGAAGAAGAUAGAAAGAAGUAUACGAGCAAGCUAGUCCUGUAG